This is a messenger RNA of Myxocyprinus asiaticus (Chinese sucker), 900 nucleotides long. Its product is annotated as LIM/homeobox protein Lhx8-like. Gene Ontology annotation, molecular function: RNA polymerase II transcription regulatory region sequence-specific DNA binding; DNA-binding transcription factor activity, RNA polymerase II-specific. Gene Ontology annotation, biological process: neuron differentiation; forebrain neuron development; regulation of transcription by RNA polymerase II. Lineage: Eukaryota; Metazoa; Chordata; Actinopteri; Cypriniformes; Catostomidae. The transcript is spliced from 7 exons. The record is from RefSeq and is a predicted model, not a curated record. The coding region runs from base 1 to 900 and encodes 299 amino acids. Gene Ontology annotation, cellular component: nucleus.
AUGAGUUCAGACUGCCCAUUAAAGUUGUUUGAAGGCUCUACAGAGGGAACCGAACCUGAGAGAGAAAGGCCUCUCAUCAGAGAGCAGUGUUGCAGAGUAAAUGACUUAUGCUGGCACUCACGAUGCCUUUCAUGCAGUGUGUGCCACAUAAACCUGAGCGGACACACAAGCUGCUACAUCAGAGGGAGAGAGGUCUUUUGCAAAGUAGAUUACUUCAGGAGGUAUCGGACGUGGUGCUCAUGCUGUGGAGAUACCGUUCAUUCCAUGGACUGGGUGCGCAGGGCGAAAGGAAACGUUUACCAUCUGGCAUGUUUCUCUUGCUUCUCUUGCAAAAGGCAACUAUCUACAGGUGAGGAGUUUGCUUCGGUUGGGCAGAAGGUGUUGUGUAGAGUGCAUUAUGACAGCAUGCUGGACAAACUUAAAGGGGCCAUGGAAAAAGAGAAAACUGGCUGUCCUGGCAGUGCAUUGUGGACAGGGUGUGAGAUAGACCAAAAGCCAUCUAAAAGGGCACGCACCAGUUUCACUUCAAAUCAGCUACAGAUCAUGCAGGCUCAGUUUGCCCUGGACAAUAACCCAGACGCAAAGACACUGCAGAGACUGGCUGAACAGACCAGGCUUAGUCGAUGUGUCAUUCAGGUCUGGUUUCAGAACUGUCGGGCCCGCCAUAAGAAGCACAUUUCUCCCCCUCAUUCAGCAGUACUAGCCUGUGGUCUGUCUGCACUCCAACCAGUUUUCUCCCAGUCCAUCCUGAACGAGCUGCAUUACACAAUUCAUAGGGCUACGGACACUCCUCUGCUUACAGCCCUGCACUCCUGCAUUGAUGUGCACACACCAUCAUCUUUGCUCUAUAAGCCCUUGCUGUCCCAACAAACAACGCAUCUACCAAUCAGCAGCAGCUAA